GAAUUCCGUAUGCAAAGGCACCAGUUGGUAAUUUGCGAUUUCGGAAACCAGAAAUGAUAACUUCACUUCCGGCGUCACCAUUUAUGGUAAGAAAAUUAGGCCCUGUUUGCCCACAACCAAAUAUCAAAUUGUUUGGUUUGACAAGUUCGGAAGAUUGUUUAUUUUUAAAUAUAUAUGCACCAAUGACACCUUCAUCAGCACAGUUAAAGUCUGUGAUGAUAUACAUCCACGGAGGGGGAUUCAAUCUAGGAUUUUCAGAUAUCUACGACGGUAGUAUACUCAGUGCCUAUACCGAUGUUGUAGUUGUGGCGAUGAAUUAUCGAAUCGGUCCUUUGGGAUUUUUCAGUACCAAAGAUGCCGAAUCACCUGGCAAUUUCGGUUUAUGGGAUCAACGCUUGGCAAUACAGUGGGUUUCAGAGAAUAUUGCAGUAUUUGGGGGAGACAACUCUAAAAUUACGAUAUUUGGUGAAUCUGCCGGUGGAAGCAGUGUCGUGUAUCAAACUCUAUAUCCUGGAAAAAUGGGUUGUUUCAACGUGCUAUUGCAGAGAGCGGUACUAUCGCCGCCUGGGGAGUAAAUCGAUUUGAUUCAAACUACAAGGCGUCUAUGGAUUUCGCACAGUAUGCUGGUUGUGGCGGCUUAAGCCACGUAUUAACGCUCCAGUGUCUUCGAAACAAAUCAUCAGGUGAUAUUCGCACGGCGACCGAAGCGUAUGAAGCUUCGGAGCCUGUUAAUUUAGUGAACAAAACAUGGGUUCCUGUUUACGACGGGGACUUUGUUUUAACAAAAACAGACCAGCUUCUAGAGGAAAUGGGCAGCACACCCGGUAAUUCAAAAUUUACAACAUUCCAUGAUGUGGACUUGAUGAUAGGUGCAACAAAAAUGGACGGGAAUGUUUUUCUCGGGAAUUGG
Mercenaria mercenaria is the source of this 910-nucleotide messenger RNA. Its product is annotated as cholinesterase-like. The record is from RefSeq and is a predicted model, not a curated record. Bases 54 to 575 code for a protein of 173 amino acids. The transcript has a single exon. NCBI's taxonomy places the organism in Eukaryota, Metazoa, Mollusca, Bivalvia, Venerida, Veneridae.